This is a messenger RNA of Anopheles nili, 2121 nucleotides long. RefSeq names its product diuretic hormone receptor-like. Gene Ontology annotation, cellular component: plasma membrane. Bases 1 to 1401 code for a protein of 466 amino acids. NCBI's taxonomy places the organism in Eukaryota, Metazoa, Arthropoda, Insecta, Diptera, Culicidae. Gene Ontology annotation, biological process: cell surface receptor signaling pathway; adenylate cyclase-modulating G protein-coupled receptor signaling pathway. Gene Ontology annotation, molecular function: diuretic hormone receptor activity; peptide hormone binding; G protein-coupled peptide receptor activity. The record is from RefSeq and is a predicted model, not a curated record. The transcript is spliced from 11 exons.
AUGAACGGCACCGACGUGACGUUGGUGGAUGGCGCCGGUGGGCCGCUUGUGGAGGCGAAUCUGACGGUGGAACUGGCAGCCAGUGGUGAAAAUGCACCCCUCGUUGACAGUCUGUUGGCAUUGGGGAUGAAUGUGACUGGGGCGGAACGAUGCCGGUUGCAGCAGCAGGCCGAGGAGCUGCUCCAGGACGUCGCCUGUCCGUCCUUCUUCGAUAUGGUGUCCUGCUGGCCUCGAACGCCUCCUGGCACGUUGGCCGUGCUACCGUGCUUUGCUGAGUUCAAGGGCGUGCAGUACGACAGUUCACAAAAUGCGUCUCGAUUCUGCAAUGUCGACGGUACCUGGGACAACUACACAGACUACGCUCGUUGUGAGCACAUCGCUCAGUCUUCACCGGUGCCUGAAUUUGAGCCGGAAAUAGAGCUUCCCUCCCUGAUCUACUACGUCGGAUACUCCAUCAGCCUGGCCUCGUUAGUGCUGGCCGUGACCGUGCUGGUGUACUUCAAUAACUACUCUGCCCGCAGGGAUCUGCGCUGCCUCCGGAACACCAUCCACAUCAACCUGUUUCUCACCUACAUCAUGUCGUCCAUCUUGUGGAUUCUCAUCUUAUCGCUGCAGAUCACUGUAAGGCUUGAGGUAACCGGAUGCAUCAUUCUUGUGACGCUGUUCCACUACUUUACUACGACCAACUUUUUCUGGAUGCUCGUCGAAGGGCUCUAUCUCUACAUGCUGGUCGUGCAAACGUUUUCCGGUGAUACAUUACGCUUCCGGAAGUAUGCCGUCAUUGGAUGGGGAGGACCACUGAUCUUCGUUGCAGCAUGGGCCCUCGCAAAACCGUUCUUUGGCUCCAACUCGAAUUUAGAACAUCCUAAUAAGCUCGAAAUAGAAUGCUCUUGGAUGCGCGAAUCUCAUAUUGAUUGGAUCAUUCAGGGCCCAUCCUGUGCGGUGCUGGUUAUCAAUCUUAUCUUCCUGCUGCGCAUCAUGUGGGUGUUGAUCACGAAGCUCCGCUCUGCAAACACCGUCGAGACGCGCCAGUACAGGAAGGCAUCGAAGGCGCUGCUCGUCCUGAUACCGCUCCUCGGCAUCACCUACCUCAUUGUCAUCUACGAUCCAGUUGAGGGCGUCGGAAGGCAUAUAUUUGUCGUCACGCGGGCCAUUCUCCUUAGCACGCAGGGCUUCGUCGUGUCGCUGCUAUACUGUUUUCUCAAUUCGGAAGUACGCCAAACGUUGCGGCAUCAUUUCUAUCGCUGGCGUGACGAACGCAACAUCCUGUCCGGCAAGAUGAACAACCAUCAUCGCAGGCCAACGAUCAGCAAGGACUAUUCGCCCCGCUCGCGAACCGAAAGCACACGGUUUUCCCAGUUUUCCCGCCCAGAGUCGAUGAAUUUUCCACCCGUUCCAUAAUCGCACACCAGUUUAAGUGGCUGCGUAAGGUAAAGCUUCAACGAUUCAGCAUUCGAGCGAAACCUUAAGUUAAAUAAAAUAUAGGUGAACGAGUGCAAGAUCGGCAUGCAUUAAGGAUCCCUUACGCGUGAUGCCAGAGCUAGCUAGAUUAGUUGAAUCAAUUGAAACCGAAAAAACAUAGCGAACAGAAACAAAUAAAAUAGAACCGCAUUGGUGUAAAAAAUGGAAAUUAUCUCAAUGUAUUUAAAAAUCAAUACAGAUAGUGAGCCGCUGUGAACUGCUGGUGAGUUUAUACCCUUCGUUAGAUACUAACUAACAGGAUAAACACAGAAAAACUAUCAAAACAUUUAUCGAUGUUCAAAGCAGAUAAAGCAAACUUUACCAAAUGAGAAAGCACACAGCAUCCCUGUGGUAGCACUCAAAAUGAAUGUUGUUAAGAAACGUAGCAUUGAAAAAAGCCUAAUUAAAGAUCACUGAACUGAUCAAGAAUGUCAUGAAAGAGGAACAUGAAAGCUAGACAUUCUAAGAGAACAAAACCUAGGGUUAACUAGAAAAAGAUAAAGUGGAUCAAACGAUUAAUGCAACAGUAACUAGCCAAAUCUAAUGAUAAAGCUGAACCUAACUAUAAGAGAUGUCUCUAUGCAACUGUUGAUUGUCGGGAUAAAGUCGUGGACAUUUUUUGAAUGUAUUUUUGCUGUAAAUAAGGUACAAAUAAAUGAA